AAACAAAGGGCGCUUGCCCUGGGUCUGUGACCCAGUCUGGCGACCUGAGUGGGCUCUUGCUGCAACUCUGGCAGAGGCUUUAAACUCUCUCUUACCUUUUCCAGACGAGGAAGGGUAACCACAGCCCUUUCUUCCUUCGGACUGUUAACAGUGCCUGGCUUGCAGAAGAGAGAUGGUAGAUACUUUGCUGACGCCCAUGAACAACUGUCUAAUAAUUUUCGAAAGCAUUCUCUCCAUUCACACAUCUUCUAAGUAUGCAUAGAAGUAUAUAUGGACUCGACACAAUGACUCGUGGACUCUCUCUUUGACUCUCACUUUACAUCUCUACGGCAUAUAGCUGUAAUCACCGUGUUUUCAUAUUUAGGUCUUAAUGAAGCUGGUAUUGAUGCAACAAAGAUUUUAAGACAAUGGAAGAGCGGAAAGCAAAGAGGAAGAGUCCCAAGUCCUUCAGUGCCCACUCUACUCAGGUUGUUAAUGCCAAAAAAAAUACCAUCCCAGCUAGCAAAAGCACAGGGUUUUCAAAUCCCGCGUCGCAGUCAACUUCCCAGAGGCCAAAGUUAAAAAGGGUGACGAAAGAAAAGAACAAACCUCCAGGAGGAGAAGGGAAGGGUGCCCAGGCCACACCCAUCCAGCACUCCUUCCUCACCGACGUCUCUGAUGUCCAGGAGAUGGAGCGCGGGCUCCUUAGUCUGCUGAAUGAUUUCCACUCAGGAAAGCUGCAGGCGUUUGGAAAUGAAUGUUCCAUAGAACAGAUGGAACAUGUCCGGGGAAUGCAGGAAAAAUUAGCUCGCUUGAAUUUGGAGCUCUACGGGGAGUUAGAAGAACUUCCGGAGGAUAAGCGGAAAGCAGUCAGUGACGCCAACCUGGACAGGCUGCUGUCUGACUUAGAAGAAUUGAAUUCUUCUAUGUAUCCUUUGCCUACUAUCAACAGUGUAAAGUUCAAAAUCUAUUUUUCUGGUUUACAGGAAGUCCUUGCUUUAAAACGGAACUCUUCUUAACGGAUGAAUCCAGACAGAAACUGCAUUUGGCCGAUGCGCAGGACGUUCCCAGUGCACCCAGCAGCUAAUGCGGCCCGCAGCCUGCAGCCUGCUCUGAGACUUGCAGGGAAGCAGCAGUCAUUACUUCCAGCCCAGUCCUGUGGCAGAAUCAUCUCCCGCAACAGACUCUCGAGUCACGAGAAUGCAAGUGCAGUGAUCAUGUCCACACGCCGCUUCCAGUCCAUGUGCUCGCUGUACUCCACCGCCGGGGAGGCCGUGGCCCGCCUGUAGGUCUCCUCGGGAAGUGGGACACAGAGUUGUGCUGCUAUGCUUUCUUUUGUUGCCUUAAGGGUUAUACUUGAAAUGCAUCGUGCUAAACGUUGUCGGGCUGAAGGAUUCGUCCUUGCCAUGGCCGCACUGACCCAGUGCCGGUCACACGGUGGUGGUGCACAGGUGUCCUGUAGCGGUCCAGCUUCAGUUUACGUCAGACAAUCAGUACACACGCAGGUGUGUUUCCCAAUGGCCAGUGACAAAUGUUUAAUAAGUACUCGUGAGAUUUGCUAUUUUUAAUAAAGCAAUUGUUUUAAA
Molecule: messenger RNA, 1565 nt
Organism: Rattus norvegicus (Norway rat)
Lineage: Eukaryota; Metazoa; Chordata; Mammalia; Rodentia; Muridae
Source: RefSeq, a predicted model, not a curated record